AUGGAUAUGAAUCCUUCCAUUUUGAAAUAUGAUGACCAACAUAUAUCAUUCACUAUUGAUUCUAACAACUUGGUUUUAGGUUUCUCUGUUAUUUAUGCAGUCACCAACUACAUAGAUAGAAGAAGACUUUGGAGUUGUCUUGGUCCUCUUAUUAAUGAUACUCCUUGGUGUUUCAUUGGUGACUUCAAUGCCAUCAUAGAAUAUGGCGAAUACAAAUGUGCUAGCUGCCCUGCCACUACUCAUAUGAAAGAGUUCCUCAGCUGGUCUGAUUCCAAUCAUCUGGUUCAUGUUCCAACCAUGGGAAACCAAUAUACUUGGAACAAUGGCCGGAAGGUUAAAAAGCUUACUGAAAAGAGGUUGGAUAAAGCCAUCUGCAAUUUCAAAUGGAUAGACUGCUACAUCAAAACAUCUUGUCACACAUUAACAAAAGCCAAUUCAGAUCACUAUCAUAUCCUUCUCAACUUUAAUUUUAAUGAUAUAAAAUACAUUUCUCAAAUUAAAUUUAAGAACAUGUGGACUAAUCAUUCUGAUUGCAGGGAAAUUGUGGAAAAAACUUGGAACACUAGAAUCUAUGGUUGCCCUAUGUAUAUUCUAGACAAAAAAUUGAGAAUCUUAAAAUCCAAACUCAAAGAUUGGAACAAGAAUCAUUUUGGUAAAGUGCAGGAAAAGGUCAAAGAGGCUGAGAUAAACUUAAUGAAUAUUCAGCAGGCUAUUGUUAAUAAGGAAUAUGACGACACCCUAAGGAAUCAUGAGAAGAAUCCUCAAGAGGAAUAUAACAAAGCCUUGGAUUUUGAGGAGCAAUUCUGGAAAGAGAAUGCCAGAAUUAAUUGGUGUACUGAUGGAGAUAGAAACACUAAAUUUUUCCAUAGAUAUGCUGCUAUUAAAAGAUCCCCUAAUACUAUCAAUGCUAUAACCAUAAAUGAUGUUGUUCAUACUAAUAUGGAUACUAUUGAAAAGCAUUUUCUUGAUCAUUUUCAUCAGCUUUUUAAUAAGAAUGUUGUUCUGCAAGAUAAUGGACUGGUGGAGGAAACCAUCCCUAAUCUUAUCAAUGAGGACACUAACAAAACUCUAACCUCGAUUCCAACUGAAAUGGAGAUCGAGGAAGCUGUUAUGAGUCUCAAUGAAGAUGGAGCCCCUGGGACAGAUGGAUCUGGAGCUGUUUUCUUCCAAACCUACUGGGAUAUUGUUGGCAUCGACGUCAUAAAUGUUGUUUCUCUAUUCUUCAAAGAGGACUGGAUUCUCCCUCACUACAACUCUAACACCAUUGUUCUUGUCCCUAAGGUCAAAGGGCUAACAAGGUGGAGCAAUUCAAACCUAUAG
This is a messenger RNA of Vicia villosa (hairy vetch), 1320 nucleotides long. RefSeq lists its product as uncharacterized. The transcript has a single exon. Lineage: Eukaryota; Viridiplantae; Streptophyta; Magnoliopsida; Fabales; Fabaceae. The coding region runs from base 1 to 1320 and encodes 439 amino acids. The record is from RefSeq and is a predicted model, not a curated record.